Amphimedon queenslandica is the source of this 1605-nucleotide messenger RNA. RefSeq lists its product as uncharacterized. NCBI's taxonomy places the organism in Eukaryota, Metazoa, Porifera, Demospongiae, Haplosclerida, Niphatidae. The annotation marks the transcript as partial. The record is from RefSeq and is a predicted model, not a curated record. The transcript is spliced from 5 exons.
GUUCAUGUUUAUUCAUUGGGUAGUCCUUCACCAAUUGAUGUCCAACCACUUUUGAAUUAUUCACUUUUUGAUGAAUCCCUUCACCCUUCUCCUCCCCCUCCUCGUCAUUGGUUGGAGUAUAAACCAGAGUACCAAGGGCUGUGGUUCACGUACGAUUAUUACGAUUCUGCUCCUCCUGAAAGAGAAACUGAGACUUGUCAGGAGACCCUCAAACUGGGAAAGCAUUCCUUGAUACUCUCACUUGACGUCAUGCACAGGUUGGAUUUCUUUAUCAAUAAGUUUAGAGUUUCACUUGAGGCCACACCAUUAGUAUCUCAAGGUUUAAUUGUGUUAGGUGAUCCUGUUGCCAAGACAAUGUUAAGUAUAACGUCAGAUACAACAUUGAUUCAUCUUCCUCUGAAGUGCCACAUCUCAUCAAGCGAUUCAAAACCCACCACCUCUCUCAUUAUAAACAGAGUCGAUGCUGAGGUUACCAUGGCAAUGUACAGUGGUAAUGCGACACCCACUGACCCUCAGACAUUGCACUUGGAUUGUACUAUAGAGGAAGUGACAUUUAGUAGUGUUGAGUGUAGCAAUGAUAGUAUCAGUCACAUUACUACUGGUGUAUUAGUAACCGAUCGAUCCAUUCUAUGUCCUCAGUUAUUAUUAAGUGUACAUAAUAAGACUGAUGGAUCCUUACAAUCUAGUUAUUAUCAUUUCAAAGCUCCUGAAGUUAAAACUGAUCUCACAUUCCGUAAUCUUAGUCUCUUUUUUACAAUAGCUGCAUCAUGGCUGUCAUCAACAGCCUCUCUUCAUCCUCCUCCUCCAGCUCCUAGUGAGAGAGAUACAACUGAUAGAUUGAUAUUAUUACUGAGGGGUAUCACUGGAGAAUAUUCAAAAUCUGUUUCAGAAGGGACCCUGGUCUCUUUUUGUUUGGGAGAAGCUCUUGUUCAUUUUAUAAGUUCAUCAGUAUCAUCUGCAGUUCCAGUCAUUCAGUCUCCUGCUCCUAUUAGCUCUUGUAUAAAAUCAUUAGCUGAUAAUGCUCUUCAUAAUGUUGGCUCUAAUGUGUUGUCUUCUUUGGAUGAGAGGGUAUUUGAAGUCUGUCUUGCUUGGCCUAGAGAAGGUGUUCCUUUACUUGGGCUUAAAGUAGGAGGCAUUGCUAUGUAUCUACCUCAUCACUUAUUAGCACAAUUUGAAGAAUAUGCUAAACAGCUCCUAGAGAUUUGGUGUAUAUUUAAAGAUGAUCAAGAGGAAAAUAAAGCCAUUCCUGCAUUUACUCGUAAGUCAGGGGAAACUGGGAUGCACAUCUAUAUCAGCCAAUUCAAGAUGGAGGGAGAGAAUUGCAGUGAUGGUGAUGGGGUAGAUCUUGUCUCUGCUACUGAUACUGAUGAUUUUAAUACUGUCAUUGGCUCCUGUGGAGUUAUAUUGUGCACUGUAGCACUCAUCUUUGCCCUCUCUAGUAAAUUCUAUAAAGACAUAGUACAGAGAUUGAUACUCAUCAAACUAAUUGUUCUCAUUCACGUACACAUCUCGUAUCAAGCACGCAUCAGCUUGUAUUGGAUUAACUGCUUUCUCAUGUUCUGGCUUACCGUGACCCUCUUCUCAUACAUUUUCCGUCUCAAGAAG